CAACCAUCGUGGCAUCGUAUACGUUGUUAGUCGUCGUCGUGCGCGUUAUUAUAUUAAUGUAAUAUUAGCGACUACCGGUGUAGUCUCCCGGCGCUCUAUCGAUUUAUAAAAACGUGUACGUAAUUCAAUAACAUACAUGGUUCUUAUUUUUUUCGUUUAAUCAUCUAUUCACUUCUCGACACUACUCGAACUCUGACUGCAAUCUUCUGCGAGUAUAUUAUACCUAUAUUUAGUAUAUAUGAUCCAUUUAUUGAAGGUACCUAUAUCAGAUACCCGUUGGCCGGCGGAGAAUUGCAUCUAGGUAAAUACGUAUUAUAAUAAUGCAUCAAACGAUGUCGUAUUCAAAUGCCGCGGUUCUGUUUACGUUCCUGUGGGCAACGAUCUCAUGCCUGUGCUACAACACUGACUGUGAUUUCACUGAAAGUUACGAUGAGGUCAUCACAGUUAGUAUCAACGAACCGGUGCAAGUAACCAAGUACAAAUGGUGCUUGGACAUACCACCAAGAUGUCCAGACAACAAACGAGAAUUCAGGACAGUACGCAGGAACGUUUCAGUACCUAAAAUGCGUAAGGUGAAGAGAUGUUGUGAGGAUCAAAUCCAGCUGUACGAUAAUUGUGUCCCUAGAUGUGCUGAAGACCAGUGUCCAAAUAUUCAAUGUGCACCAGGUACUGACAGAUGCAAAUGCAAGUCUGGAUACAUAGGUCAUUUAUGUAAACAAAGAUGUGAUAUUGGGCGCUGGGGCUUGAACUGCGCGAAUGUCUGCGACAAGGCGUGCCCGGACUGCGACCACCGGACCGGAUGCUGUAAGACGGCUGCUACCGGAUUGUCGAUUUUCUGCGGCGGCGGCACCGGUCGGCUGCCGGCCCGACAGACAGUAGCUGUCGGCAGCAGCAACGGUACCGUACGCAAAACCAACGACGGCCGCAACUGCACGUCGGAACGCAAAACCGACGAAGUGGUGGCGGCGGUGGACCGUUCGAGUUCGACGCGAUUCCGGAUGUUGAGUACCACCAUACGACUCCAGACGGCUACGUGGGAACCCACGGCUGUGGACGAAGUGAACGAGACGAAAAUCGAAAGCACCGCGGGGAAACAGCCGGCGACUGAGACGACGUUCACUCCGCUGGAAGCGACGGCUUUGAAGUACGACGAGCUGGUGACGAGGCUCGUGUGGAUAUUCGCCAUGACCGUGGUGGCCAUCGCCAUGCUGUUCGUCAUCAUGUUCGUGGUGUUCUUCAACUGUUAUGGGGCGUCCAAAUCGGAAAACGCCAACACCGCUGCCACCCGAAACCCGUGGCCGCAGCAGAGCACCGACAAAGUCCGUGAAACAUGUAUCACAUCACAAAACCUAUGUCAUGUGCCUCCAGAUAGAUACACAAAAACUCCUACACUAUAUGCGUCUACCAAUGUUGAUUUACCAAUUCAUCCAGAAAUAUUUUGUCCAGUUUUCUCAGCACCUCAUUACACAGGUGGAUCGUCACUGUAUGAUUCUCCACAACCAUUGUAUGAAAUUUUAUGUUGAGCAACAUUAUCAAUAUACAUAACAUUAUGGUUCAUAAUUUAUUUCUAAGAAUUAUAAAUAAGAAAGUAGUAUCCUAUUAUAGUGUAAUAAAACAUUACAUUAAAGAUUUGUUAAUUAUUCAUACUAUUUUUAAUUUGAAAAUUACUACCUAGGUAUUAUGUUAUACCUCAUGCCUAACACAGUGGAAAAAAUGCUACCCAUAGAUUUCAUUUAAAAUAAUUUAUGUAACACACAAAAUGUUAUACCUAUUUAUUAUUUACUUUAUUACCCAUAUAAAAGGUUACAUCAAUGUUAUAACUUAUAAUAAUAACCAAAUUAGGUGGUUUA
This is a messenger RNA of Myzus persicae (green peach aphid), 1850 nucleotides long. RefSeq lists its product as uncharacterized. NCBI's taxonomy places the organism in Eukaryota, Metazoa, Arthropoda, Insecta, Hemiptera, Aphididae. The record is from RefSeq and is a predicted model, not a curated record. The coding region runs from base 321 to 1523 and encodes 400 amino acids. The transcript is spliced from 7 exons. Gene Ontology annotation, molecular function: protein binding.